Papaver somniferum (opium poppy) is the source of this 534-nucleotide messenger RNA. Its product is annotated as GDSL esterase/lipase At2g42990-like. The transcript has 2 exons. The record is from RefSeq and is a predicted model, not a curated record. Lineage: Eukaryota; Viridiplantae; Streptophyta; Magnoliopsida; Ranunculales; Papaveraceae. Bases 1 to 534 code for a protein of 177 amino acids.
AUGAUUGAAGAAGUUGAGUUUCUUGACAAGAAUGACACUUGGGAGAUAGUUACAAGACCAAAGAGACAAAAGCACAUCGAUGUCAGGUGUCAUUUCAUCAAGGAUGCCGUUGAAGAAGGGAAGAUAGCUAUGCUUAAGGUUCCUACAACGGACAACCCUGCAGAAAUGUUGACAAAGUCAGCUCCAAGUAUCAAGUUCAAGCAUUGCUUGGAAUUGGCUGUGAUACCUAUAUCUGAAAAAUUAGAAUACUUCAAAGAGUACCUGAAGAAAUUAUCAUCCUUUCUUGGAAAGGAUGGCGCAGUAAAGAUAACAAGAGAAUCAUUUUACUAUAUUAUCAUUGGAACGAACGAUUUCAUCCUGAAUUACUUCACCGUUCCCGUACGGUCACUUCAAUUUACGGUAGCUGAAUACGAGGAUUUUCUCCUUGGUAUUGCCAGAAAUUUCCUAAUCGAGCUUUACAGUUUGGGUGCGAUAAAUAUAGUAUUAGCUGGGGUUCUUCCUAGUGGUUGCCUACCAUUUGAGUAUAGAGCUUAA